GCAGGGAUGAACGGCUCCUCGGCGGGGCUCCCGGCGGGGCUGAACGGAUCCCUGGGGGCUCCGGCGGGAUUGAACGGAUCCCCGGCGAUGCCGGCGGCCCCGAACGGCUCCUCGGCGGCGGCGGCGGGGCUGCUGGCGGGGGCCGGGGGCGCGGCGCUGGAGCUGGAGCGGGCGCUGCGCUGCUGCACCGCCGCCUCCGUGGUGACCGACGGCAGCGGCGCGGCGGCGGACGAGCGCAGCCUGUACAUCAUGCGCGUGGUGCAGAUCGCCGUCAUGUGCGUGCUGGCCCUCACCGUGGUGUUCGGCAUCUUCUUCCUCGGCUGCAACCUCCUCAUCAAGUCCGAGGGCAUGAUCAACUUUCUGGUCAAGGAGCGCCGCCCGUCCAAGGAGGUGGAGGCGGUGGUGGUGGGGCCGUACUGACCGCGGCGCCGAGCCCGGGCUGCCCGCCGGACCGACAGCCGGACCGACUGACCGCAGGACUGACUGACCGCCCGCAGCCCUCCCGCGGACACGCGGGGUCGGCCCGGAGCUUUUCCUCCUGAAAACCAUCGGGCGAAUGGCUGCCGGCAUGCCGGAGGUCGGGAGAUGCUCGGGGCGGCCAGAGCCGCCCAUCCCGGCCCAUCCCGGUCCGGCCCGGUCCCGCCGCCCGUGGCUGCCGAAGUAAAGCGUGCUCUGAUGGCAACA
This is a messenger RNA of Melospiza melodia melodia, 684 nucleotides long. RefSeq names its product reprimo, TP53 dependent G2 arrest mediator homolog (gene RPRM). The coding region runs from base 7 to 420 and encodes 137 amino acids. Lineage: Eukaryota; Metazoa; Chordata; Aves; Passeriformes; Passerellidae. The transcript has a single exon. The record is from RefSeq and is a predicted model, not a curated record.